AUGUUCUCCCGCUCCUACGCCACCUCGCACGCCAUCGAGCAGCAGCGCCUCUCGUCCCCGGCCACGGCCCCUCUUCGUUCGCCGCCCUCGCUCGCGCGCGCCAUGCGCUCCAUCCCCGACGAGCUGCGCGCCAUCGCCCCCUCAUCGCCCAACACCCUCGUCGACCAGCCCCUGUUCGAGGAGGACGAGGCGACGCUCAACAUGGAGCUUGACCACGAGCCGCUCACGGCGGCCGAUGCCGAGGAGCCCCCUGUCGAGCAGCCGCACGAGGAGGUCGUCGCUGCGGACGACCAGGAGCAGGCGCAGGCGGAUACGACCCUCGUCCUCGAGGCGCCGAUCGAGCCCGACUCGCCCGAGGAGCCUGUCGUCGAGGCGGAGCCGGUCCAGCACGACAAGCCGCGCCCGCGGUCCAGCUUCGUCGCCCGCCUCCUCUUCCCGUCCAACCCGGCGCCGUCUUCCUCCUCGGCCUCGUCGAGCAGCUCCCGCACCAGCCGUCUUUCCCUCCCCGCCGCCAGCACCUCAGCCGCGCCCAACCCGUUCCUCAGCAAGCGCACCUCCCUCCCUGGCCCCUCGGCAGCGCGCGCCUCGCUCGGCCCCAAGUCGCUCGCCCCCCUCUCGUCGUCCUCCUCUACUUCGGCCGAGGGUGCCCUGCCCGCACUUCCUCUCGCCGCCGAGCUCGCCUCGCUCAAGGCGCGCAAUACGGUCCUCGCCUCCGCGCUCUCGGCCGCCGAGGGCCAGCUCGCGACGCUCGCCGACGAGCGGGCGCAGCGCCGCACCGACGCCGAGGGCUGGGAGGCCGAGGCGCAGCGUCUCGCCGCUGAGCUCGCCGCCGCCACGGCUGCCGCAGGCCCAUCCGCCGACGCGGACGUCGACGAGCCGAGCGCCGCCGACCGCGUGCGCGCACUCGAACGCGCGCUCGCGAUCGAGUCGGCGAAGCGCCGCAGGGGCAAGGAGCUCCAGGCCAAGCUGCGGUGCGAGCUCGUCAACCGCCGGUGGAAGGAGAAAUGGGAGGUCGAGCUGCUCGAGCGCGAGGAGCGCAGGUGGGAGAUCCAGGUGGCCGAGCUCGAGGGCGAGAUGGCGCAGGUCAAGUGGGAGAGGGACAUGGAGAAGGCCGAGCGGGAGGAACUGCAGGACCUUCUCGCCUCGCGCGACGCCCGCAUCUCGGCCCUGUCCGGCGCCCGCCAGCUCCUCCUCUCGUCGUACCACACCGCCGAGUCGACCAUCGCCACCCUCCGCUCCGACCUGUCGUCCCUGCGCUCGGCGUUCGACGCGAAUGUCGCGGCGUCGUCGGCUCGCAUCGCCGAGCUCGAGCCGGUCGCCGCCGAGGUCGACGAGCUCAAGGCCGAGGUCAAGCGCGUCGAGCAGGGCGGCAAGAAGAGCGAGGAGGGCGACAAGAAGGCGCUCGAGAAGGAGAAGGCCAAGCGGGACAAGGUCGAGGGCGAGGUCAAGGAGCUCAAGACGCAGCUCAAGUCGACUCAAGCUGCGCUCAAGGCGUCCGAGAAGACGGCCGCCGCCGCCCAGUCCGCCCUCGAAACCGCCCACCGCGCCGCGACCGCCGCCGCCAAGCAGGCCCUGCAGCGCAGCAGCAGCACCGUCAAGCCGGCGCCGCAGCAGCACGACAACGACGAUGACGCCGCCGACACCGUCGAGGCGUCGCCCGAGCCGCCCGUCAAGACCAAGCGCGCCGCCAAGAAGGCGGCGCCGACCCCGUCGCCGUCACCUGCGCCUGUCGCCCUCGAGACCGAGGUCGAGGACAGCGCCGACGAUGCUGGCGAGCCGGCGUCGGAGCGCGAGGACGAGUCGGCCGUUGAGAAGGAGGACGCGCCCGCCCCGGUCAAGAGCCGCGCACCGGCGGUCAAGCCCAAGGCCAAGGCCGUCAAGGCGACUGCGCCGGUCGUCAAGAAGGUCAAGAAGGUCGUCCCUGCCCCGGCGGCCGACGACGAGGUCGACGAGGACGACGCGCCUACGCCCAAGAAGGCCGCUCCGACCAAGAAGCGCAAGGCGGGCGUCCUCGGCGACAAGUCGGCCAACUCGUCGACGACCGUCGAGUCGACCAAGGAGCGCGACGAGGCCGGCGGCGUGCCGCUCAAGGUCCGCAAGGGCAAGAAGAAGAUGGCGGUCGAGACGGACGACGACGAGCCGGCGGCGGUCGACGAGCCGGCCAAGAAGAAGAAGGGCAAGAAGGACGUCGACGGCGAGCCGCCGAAGAAGAAGAAGAAGAUCCAGCUCUUCGGCGGGCCCAAGCAGAAGUUUGCGACGUCGUGGGGGAACCUCGAGAACGCCAACAUCAACUCGGUCGUGCCGCUCGACCUGUCGCCCAUCAAGCUCGACCCGCCGAAGAACAAGUCGGCGCUCAGCCUCGCGCUCGGCGGCGGUGCGGCGCGCAAGAACAUCUUCGGCUAGACGCCCUCUUCUUGUCUCCCCGAGCCUGGCCCCUUCGUCUUUCGUGCCCUCUGUCCGCCGUCGAGCUCUUUCUUUGCCUGCUCGCGGCGACGGCCACCUUUCCCUUUGCCUUAGCUCCCCCUCUAGUAGCUGUGUCGGUCGCGGGCUCUCUUGUAGAUGUGCAUCUUAGCGAGCCUCGGUUCUGCCCC
This is a messenger RNA of Rhodotorula graminis WP1, 2591 nucleotides long. RefSeq lists its product as uncharacterized. Lineage: Eukaryota; Fungi; Basidiomycota; Microbotryomycetes; Sporidiobolales; Sporidiobolaceae. The transcript is spliced from 5 exons. The record is from RefSeq and is a predicted model, not a curated record. The coding region runs from base 1 to 2403 and encodes 800 amino acids.